Molecule: messenger RNA, 288 nt
Organism: Anisakis simplex (herring worm)
Lineage: Eukaryota; Metazoa; Nematoda; Chromadorea; Rhabditida; Anisakidae
Source: the annotation of a GenBank genome assembly
AUGACCGAACGAGCGGCUGCUUCGGCAGCUCUUUUUCCGGAAGCGUUUCAACUCUCCAAGCUUCAAAGUCGUGAGCAUGAAUUGCAUAUUGCUGAUGUGAUUGAACACUUACGAUCGGAAUUUUUAAAGGUGAUGUUACGGCGAGACGCGUUGAAUGCGAUCAAAAUGAAAGACGAUAUGAUGGUUCCACCACGAUGCGAAACGAAGGCCAAAGAGCUUGGCCUCACCAGCAUGUCUACUUGGAAGGAAUAUUUCGCACGAGAAGAACCUUUUCACGACAUCGACUGA